Sardina pilchardus (European sardine) is the source of this 4735-nucleotide messenger RNA. Its product is annotated as LIM domain and actin-binding protein 1-like. Gene Ontology annotation, biological process: actin filament bundle assembly. The transcript has 11 exons. The record is from RefSeq and is a predicted model, not a curated record. Gene Ontology annotation, cellular component: actin cytoskeleton; plasma membrane. Lineage: Eukaryota; Metazoa; Chordata; Actinopteri; Clupeiformes; Clupeidae. Gene Ontology annotation, molecular function: actin filament binding. The coding region runs from base 312 to 2804 and encodes 830 amino acids.
AAUAGCAACUCGGAUUAUUUUAUUUAAGUAGAUGAAACGCAGGGCCCAUUUUUAGAUUACAGUUGUUUAAGUCUGACAUUUUGCUGUCCCGCCCAUGUAUCGAGCCCGAAUCAAGGCGCGGGAGGCGAAAUCAAAACUGUCAUCAUGUUAGCGACUGGUAUGAACGUGUGAAAGAUGGAUAGCUAUUCUACGCAACUUCGUCUACUUUGCGCUACUCCCUAGACUGUGAGGAAGAAGUGAAUCCUACUGCUUCAACAAUAUUGUGCACCUGUUCAAUCGUGUGUCCUGAGAUCCUGUGGUCCUGAGCCAAAAUGGACGACACUCCCUUCAGCCGCAGACAGUGGGCGUCGCAGUCGCUACGCGUCACCGCCCGAGAGCUCUCGUUGGUCGGAGGCCGCGGGAAGAACACUGCCAUCGCCGAGCGCUUCUCAAAGUACCAGAAGGCUGCAGAGGAGGCCAAUGCGGAUAAGAAAAAGCCGCAGCCUGAGAGCCGGCCCUCCACCUUGCGUUCGGGGAACCUGAGCGUGCUCAAGAAGCGCUGGGAGCAGUCCCGCCAGCAGGAGGCGUCGUCCGCUCCGCCCGCCGCCGCCGCGCCACCCGCCUCCGCGCCCCGCAUGCGCCUCGUCUCCACGGAGACGGCCCCGCCCAAACCCAGCGCCUCCGCCCAGGCUGAGCCCGCCCCCGCCCCGGCGCCCAAACUCCCAGCGUCCUCGGCGUCGUCCACAGCGUCCACCGCCGAGCCGCCCCGCCAGAGCAGCCUCCGGCGCUCCUGCUCCCUCAGAACCCCACCCAGGGCCGCCAGAAAGGAGGAGAAGGCAGGAGGAGCAGCAGCAGCAGGAGGAGCAGGUGGAGGAGCGUCAGGUGGAGGGAGCAGAGUGAUGGAGCGCGCCGUGGAGAGGCAGUUUGAGGAGGUGCAGGAGGAGCAGGAGGAGGAGAGGAGUGGGGGAGGAGGAGGAGGAGGAGGAGGAGACUCGUGUACCAGCCCCGUCAGCCCCCAGGAGAAGCCCAGCAUCCCCAUGGGCAACCUGAAGAAGAUGUUUGAGAAAGGGGAGAGCAAGGGACGGACAGGAGUGAGCAGCUCCUCCUCAGAGGACAUGGACUUACGGGUGGGAGACAGAGGUCUGUCUUCACUAGAGACCACUUCUCUGCGUGACCGGAUGGCCAAGUACGAGGCUGCAGUUUCUAAACAGAAGUCACCUACCCCUUCACGCACUAACAGCCAAUCAGAAGCGGAGAGCAGCAGUCCAACCACCGACCACAAGGAGAAUGUGCCUCCUGGCAGUGUGGGAGUUGGAGUGAGCUUGUUCUCCGAGAUCAAUGGAGCCAAAACUAAUGGGGUGCGAGUUGACACUCCAAGCUCCAGCAGUGGAAGCCCGGGCUCCGCAAACAGUGAUGCACCCAAAGCAGCCAGAAAGUUCCAGCCGGCUGUGAGGGAGACGUGUGUGUCGUGCCUGAAGACGGUGUACCCUCUGGAGAGACUGGUGGCCAACCAGCAGAUCUUCCACAACACCUGCUUCCGCUGCACCCACUGCAAGACCAAGCUCAGCCUGGGUAACUACGCCUCUCUGCACGGGAACGUCUACUGCAAGCCCCACUUCAGCCAGCUGUUCAAGGCCAAGGGCAACUACGACGAGGGCUUUGGCCACCGGCCCCACAAGGAGCUGUGGACACCGAAGGAGGGCGAGGAGGGCGAGGAGGAGACCGAGGAAGGCGGCAGCAGCGCGGAGCGUCCGAGAGAACCGCGCCCCACAGAGGCCCCGAUCACCAGAGCAGCCCAGGCCUCCAGCGCCUCCACCUCCACCUCCAAGGCCACGACCGACACCAGCCCCGUGGUGGAGGAGUCCCCCUUGGCCAAGGUCAUCGAGCUGACCGCCUCCCUGGAGACUCGGGCCCAGCGCGGGGGCUCCGCGGAGAGGCCGGCCGCCGCCGCCGGCGCUUCCCCGACCAGCUCCGCCGAGACCCGGAGGCUGAAGAUCGCCUGGCCCCCGCCCUCCGAGGUCACCGGCGCAGGCCGGGGCGUGGAGGGAGAGCUGUCCGGCGCGGUCAAGCCCUUCAGGGCCAAGUGGCCGCCGGAGGGCGAGACGGCCGCGGCGGCGGCGGCGGCGGCCAGCCCCGAGCGGGCCGAGCUCAAGAGCCUGCGCCGCAGCUCCUCGCUGAAGGAGCGCUGCCGGCCGUUCUCGGUGGCGCCCAGCCCGAGCUCCGCGGCCAAUCAGAAGACGGAGCCGCCCCAGCGACGGCCCCUGCGCCGCGCCCUGGAGAGGCGCAGCUCGCUCGAGGAGCUGCGGUCGGCGCGCGGCGAGCGCUUCGCCGAGCAGCAGCGGGACGAGCAGGAGCGCGAGGAGCGGGAGGAGAGGAAGACGAGCAGAAAGAGGGAGGAGGAGAGCGAGAAGAGGGGGGAGAAGACGGCGACGAAAGCCACAGGGCCGCGCAAGGACGCCGGGGACGUGAACGGCAAUCUCUCCGACGACGAGGAGGAGGACGAGGGGCGUCCGUCGGCGAGACGAGAGGAAGAGGAGGACCGGAAGAGGCCGACGUCCCAGAACCCCCCGAGGGAUGAGGAGGAAGAGGAGGCGGAGGAGGAAGAGGAGGCGGAGGAGGUGGAGUCUCUGCCCAGCCGCCGCAGCGCGUCCCCGGAGGUGUCCACGUCGCUGUCCCCCGGCGCCGGCACCGGCAUCAAGACGGACCGCUCGUCACAGGACGUGGGCUUCUGGGACGGCGAGGAGGCCGAGGACGAGCUCACCGUGGAGGAGCGGAUCAAGAAGAACCGCUACUACGACGACACGGACGAGGAGGAGCUCGUCUGAGUCGAGCAGAGACUCCCUCCAUGUCUCUCUCUCUCUCUCUUUCUCUCUCUCUCUCUCUCUCUCUCUCUCUCUCUCUCUUCUAUCACUGAGAAUCAGUCAAAUGUCCUUUUCAUGAGGCACACACAUAAAAAAAAUGACAAAAACAUUAUCAGUAGUGUUUCAUAUGGUACCAAUACAUUCCACUUUUCUUUACCUGUAACGCUUUUUAUGUUUGUUGUUUUUGUUUGUUUGUUGGAUUGGAUGCAGAGACGAUUCACCGAGUUGUUCCGCUGUUUCCUGUCGCGUGUCCUGCCUCAGAAGUGAUGUUUAGCCUUUUUCACAUGUCUAUGCCUGUUCUUUAAAACCAAGCUGUUCCCAGAGAGUGUAACAAAUACUUAACAUUGUAACGUUGUCACAACUAAAACAUCAGCUUUGUUAGUGAUCCAUUUUAAAGGGAGAUUUGAUGGAGAGUAAGGCAAGAAAUUCAUUGCUUGGUACAUUUUUUUUGUAUAUUUUCUAUGUUUCAGGCUGAAUAAAAUCCUAACAGGCAUAUAUUACUGGAUAGCCAUUAUGUUAUUGCACAUGAUUAAAUCGCACUAAAGGGACAUCACCUAAUAAUGAACUGGACCCACAAAAAUCUUGUUAGUUGUCAUGAGUGACACCAAGAUGUUCUAGAAGAGAGUGAUGGCGGUGAGAGAAAGUGAUAAAGAAAGAUGGAGAAGUGUCCCAUUUCUAGAUCCCCUUUCAGAUGGAGGCAGAGGGCAGGAAUGGCCCUAGUUGGAGGCUGUGUGUUGAAAGCUUAACUGAAACACUAUGGUUUGUCCCUGAAUGGUUUCUGGCUGCAAACGCAAAUGGGGAAAUGCAUUGUCCCAGCUCAGGGCACCAAUCAGAUCAGCAGUGAUUUGAAAAUGGACACAAUGCAAUGAGAACUUUUUCCAGUUUCAGAUUAACACCUUCCAGUGGAAAGAUUGUAUUGCACACUUGGACCAGGGUGAUUUCUGGCAGCCUUAAGGAAAAGCCACUAAUGGCGGUGCAACUAGAUACUCUCGUAACGUUUGGCUCUGUUUGCUUGGACUACCAGUUCAGUGUGUGUGUGUGUGUGUACAUCAACACUUUCAGCAGGACACUAUGCAAGGCACUUGAUCAGUUUACCUCACCUCAACUGUAACUGGAAAAGCGAGUCGAGCUGACUCCCGCUUGCCCUGCCUUUGAGAGGCUCGGGUGAGACCACAAAAGAAAAAUGAUUUGUUAAUCCGGUUGGGAUUGGGAUUUGGGAGUGGUGUGUUGCCAGUUCUGUCACCCCUGUUGGAUUGCAAGGGGGGGUGCGAUGGUCCAGGCCACUCUCCUAGAAUAGACUGUGAAGUCAGUUAGUACUUUCUGCUGCAAGUGUACCACUCAAACCACUUCAAUCAAAUGAAAUGUAUCACUCACCCUGUUACUUGACCUAUCAAGCCCUAUGCAGAGGGGUGGAAGCAGUGUAAUGUGCAUGAUCUGGCAACCACUAUGCUAAUUCCUGAUUAUCUAUCUCCAUGCACACAAAGCUUCAGGUUGAUUUAAGUGUAGUUUGCUUUUUAAAUGAGAUCAAUUAAGAUGAGUUUUAAUAUCAUUUAUUACUGGAAAUUGUUUGAUGCAACUGGUGGGACUGUUUGUGUGUUUGUGUGUGUGUGUGUGUGUGUGUGUGUGUGUGUGUGUGUGUGUGUGUGUGUGUCUUUUUUUUUUUGUUAUAGUCUUAAGUGCUGCCCAUUAAACACAAACAAGAAUUGGAAAGAAACACUUUUGUAAUGGAUUUAAGCUAAUUAUGUGAUUUUUACCCUUUUAUGAAAAUACAUUUUAUAUUUGUUUUCUUUAUGAGAGGACCAAAAAGACUAUGUUUUUUGGAAUUUUGAAUGUUUAUGGUGACCAAAGUGUAAUGUUAUUUCAGAAAUUUAAUAAAUACCCUAUUAUUGAUAGUA